GAGGAUCAAUUGACUAGGUCCGGGUACAAUACUGUGUAGACAUACAACUGCCUUGUCUAGUGAAAUCCAGCAUCGGCUAUGGUUUAAGGAAAUGUGUCUGCUUUAUCCUGGAUAUUGAGAGGCAACUCUUGAUUGAGGACUGUCCUAAUCACAAAUAAAUCUGAUCAAUACUCAACAGCGAAUUGCUAAAACUACCUGAUCUCUGCCAGCCGGCGUCAGCACACCUCCAUCAUGGCUCCCAAACAAAAGACGAUAUACCCAUGGUCUCGUCGGAAUAAUAUAUAUGAUCCUCCAACUCCUCUUGAUUCUCUCCUCGAAUCUCCUCUCCGCACGUUGGUCUUCUACCUCCAUGCCAUCCUCCUGUAUUUCCGCGGCACAUCUUUCAAGCCCCCCCGGAACAAACCUGCUGUUCGAGUUGUGUGUAUCUCAGAUACGCAUUGCAAUAAACUGCCCAUUCCGCCUGGCGAUCUUUUAAUACACGCAGGAGAUUUGACCAAUGCGGGCACGGUGGAAGAAAUACAGGCGCAAAUAGAUUGGUUGGAUCAACAGCCACAUCGAGAGAAGGUAUUCAUUUGUGGAAAUCAUGACAGUUAUUUCGAUCCCAAGUCGAGGAAGCCAGAAGAUAAGAAGAGGAAAUUGAAUUUCAAAAGUUUACAUUAUUUGGAGAAUAAGGCCAUUACGUUGAAAUUCAAGGGCGGGAGAAAAUUAAAGGUUUAUGGAUCUCCAGAUAUCCCUCAGUGUGGUGGUUCUGAUUUUGCUUUUCAAUAUCAAAGACAUCUUGCGCCGUGGGAGAAUCGUAUACCGAAAGACACAGAUGUUCUAAUUACACACAGUCCACCCCGACAUCACCUCGAUAUCAACCUAGGUUGUAAAUCGUUACUAGAAGAGAUAUGGAAGGUCAAACCUAGACUUCAUGUGUUUGGACACAUACAUUCCGGACAUGGUCGUGAAGCUGUGUUUUGGGACAAGGGACAAGAGGCUUAUGAGAGACUUAUGGAAAGGAAGAGAGGAGGCAUAAUCAUGGACUUGAUGCCGAGCUUUGCAUGGGUAGAUGCUGUGAAAGUGAUUUGGUAUGGAGUCAAGGGUAUUUUAUGGCAAAGAUUAAUGGUUGGUCCUGCGGGUGGAAACGGUGGUUUGAUGAUCAAUGCUGCGGUUGUUUAUCAAUCAUCAACCGAUGUGGGAAAUCCAGUUGAAGUUGUAGAGCUAUGAAUGAUGAACGACGCAAUGGCGAUGGAUAAGUCUAUCCCUCUCCUCGAGAAAGCAUGGGAUAAGAUAUGAUAUGCUGUGCAACCUUCAAAGUUCAUGCCUUGUAGAUAUGACCUCUGCUCUGGACUACAUUCGCUGACAAUACGAGUUGACUCGCUGCCCUCUGGAGAAUGUUCCAUCGUCCUUUCGGCACUUGAAGACGGUAGUAAAAUCAUAUUGGGAGACGUCCCGAGUUGUAUCGAAAGGUCUGAACGACUCGAAUGAUCUCGUAGAAACAAAUGAUACCUAUCUAAUACCUGGUGUCUUAUUGGUCAAAUCUUCUUCAUCCUUACCGUAGCUCUCCCCGCAUCCGAAGUCGGUGGGGCCGCUGGGCUCUCAUCAUCAAGAUCAAGGUACGGAGAUAAGUCGUUAUCAAGACAGGCCAAACUGUAAUCUGUGUCUCGAAAUGCAACCUUCCUCAAGAAAUGUCUCCUAGCCCUAUCGUACAUGAAUUUCUGUAGAGAUAAUGCAAUGAAAGAUAAAUCUCAGCCAAACUCUCUCGCCA
This is a messenger RNA of Botrytis cinerea B05.10, 1750 nucleotides long. RefSeq lists its product as hypothetical. Lineage: Eukaryota; Fungi; Ascomycota; Leotiomycetes; Helotiales; Sclerotiniaceae. The record is from RefSeq and is a predicted model, not a curated record. The transcript has 2 exons. Gene Ontology annotation, molecular function: hydrolase activity. Bases 232 to 1209 code for a protein of 325 amino acids.